AGAAUCAUUCCAUAUUUUAAAGUCAUAAUGGCAAGGCUACUUGUCCUUUUUUCAAUUCUUGUUUAUGGAUCAUCAGCAAAAAAUUCAAAACGUAUUCUUCUGACUGAUCCUGACUUUGCAGACAACCUACAAUUACAUAAGGAUGUGCAAAAUUUAAAAGCUCUUGUACAGCAAAUGCAAGGAACCAUUCAAAACCAAGCACGAAUGAUCGAAAAAUUCGCAGUCACAGCACCAGCUGGUGUAGUGUAUACUAGAUGGGGAAGGAAGGACUGCGCAGGGAACAAUACAGAUAUUGUUUACUCAGGACUUUCUGGGGGUGGACACUAUACAGAAAGGGGACGAGCUGCAGAACCAGUGUGCCUUCCACACGAUCCACACAUUGGAAGCACUAUUAACAAUAACGACUAUACUUCUGUAUACGGCAUGGAAUAUCAACAGAACUUAGGUAGUAGUGUGUAUGAUAAAGAUGUGCCUUGUGCCGUGUGUAGGGCGAAUCAUGUUACUUCCAAAGUGAUAAUUCCUGGCAAAAUAACUUGCCUGGCUGGAUGGCGAAAAGAAUAUAGUGGCAUGUUGGUAGCAGGGUAUCACGGGCACGAUGGUGCAUCUUCUUUCAUCUGUAUUGACCAGAAUCCAGACGUUCUUGAAGCUGGUGCUGGAAAUGAAGAUGGUUAUUUAAUUUAUCCAGCAAUCGCUAAAUGUGGAUCUUUAAAAUGUCCACCGUAUGUUCAGAAUACAAGGAUUAGCUGUGUUGUUUGCACCAAGUAA
Mytilus trossulus (common blue mussel) is the source of this 765-nucleotide messenger RNA. Its product is annotated as short-chain collagen C4-like. The record is from RefSeq and is a predicted model, not a curated record. The coding region runs from base 28 to 765 and encodes 245 amino acids. The transcript is spliced from 3 exons. Lineage: Eukaryota; Metazoa; Mollusca; Bivalvia; Mytilida; Mytilidae.